Messenger RNA from Achroia grisella, 1380 nucleotides. RefSeq lists its product as uncharacterized. The transcript has 2 exons. Gene Ontology annotation, biological process: spliceosomal snRNP assembly. Bases 214 to 501 code for a protein of 95 amino acids. The record is from RefSeq and is a predicted model, not a curated record. Lineage: Eukaryota; Metazoa; Arthropoda; Insecta; Lepidoptera; Pyralidae. Gene Ontology annotation, cellular component: SMN-Sm protein complex.
CUUCCACAGUCUUGUUUGUUAUUUUGUAAACAAAGACUCAGUAUAAUAAUCAUAGUCUCUAGUUUUAAAAACCAGUACAGAAAUUUUAGUAUAUUUGAAUUGAAAUAUUGCACUUCUACUACUUCAUUAUAUUGCUUUUGUAAGUAAUAAGUCUUGUAAAGUGAACUCUUUAUUCUUAGAGGUUAUUUUUUAUUUAACUAAUAAUUGUUAACAAUGCCGCCCGAAACUGAAACUGAGGAUGAAACGAAAAUGAAAGAGCAAAAAGCUAGAGCCGAGCUAAGAGAAGACUUUCUGAGGACAUUGCACGAGUUAUCUGGUGAAUCCUGCAAUAUACUGACAUAUGAACAAUCAACUCUCCAUGCAACAUUUUCAGCUUGGAGACCAGAUGGCUCCGACAUUUUUGUGCACAAUAUGCAGACUCCAGCUGGAAUUAAUAUGCCAUCAGCAUUAAUAAGGACCCCAGAUAUAUUAGCAAUACAAUUUGACAGAUUAAAGACCUAGUAAUCACUUUUGUGAAAAUAUCACUUUAAUAUAUAAUAUACUUUCAAUGAUAUUAAAUAUGUAUAUUUCAAGUGUUAGAAAUAUAUUACUCGCCUGCACUAACAAGGCACCAAUGGGGAAUGAUAAAAUGAUCAUGAGGUUAGAUCAGUUAGCCCAACAUGACAAAUUCAGGAACUUAUCACAAUGGUUUCCAGGUGGAACCGCAAAUAGAGGUCAACCUGACAUAGUACAUUGCUAGCAAUGUGAUCAUUUACUAACAGUCCCCUUCCCCCUUGGGCGUUGUAGUUGCUUAUAGGCCGCAGUUAUCAGGCGCCUACUAGUAUUAUUUUGAUCAGUCUUCAUUAUUACAUAGUAUAAAACAAAGUUGAUAUGGCUCUCUGUCAUUAUGUAUGCUUAAAUAAUUAAAACUAUGCAACGGAUUUUGGAUCUGAUUUUUUUAAUAGAUAGAUUGAUGCAAGAGGAAGUUUUAUAUAUACCUAUAUAAUACAUGUACACCUUUGCGAAGCCGGGGCGAGUAGCUAGUAUGUUAUAUAAGAAUUAUAAAUUAUUAAAUAUGAAUAAAGAACAAUACUUACAAAUAUGCAUACUAAUUCUUAAAAAUCUAAUUUACUAUUAGAUACCUAUAUCAAAUACACAGUAUUCUGUAUAUAGCGAGGACACAAUCUUACAUUCGUAAUCCCAUUAUAGAUAUUCACGCACGGGAAUCGGGAAUUUUGUAGAGGAUCCUGAUUUAGCCGACGUGUGCGAUCGUUUUCUCUAAUUGAAUUUUUUCUGCUCAAUCAAUUCACCCGCGAGAAAAAGUAGGAAACUUGCGGAUUGGUGCCUUGGGAUGAAGCUUUAUAAAUGGGAGCAAUCUGUUGUGUGUAAUUAAGGGUUUUG